Molecule: messenger RNA, 1886 nt
Organism: Pygocentrus nattereri (red-bellied piranha)
Lineage: Eukaryota; Metazoa; Chordata; Actinopteri; Characiformes; Serrasalmidae
Gene: tmx1
Product: thioredoxin-related transmembrane protein 1
Exons: 8
Coding region: 14-898 (294 amino acids)
Source: RefSeq, a predicted model, not a curated record
AAUUAGCGUAAACAUGGCGUCCCGUGUGAGGCGCGAAGAGCGAGGGACAGGUCCAGUUCUGCACUUAAACUCCCUCUUCAAGCCUUGUCCGCUUUUAGUAGCGUUGUGUUUGAUGGUGCUGCCUGUGUCGGCCAAGCGGGAAAACCUGAAAGUGAUCACAGACGGAAACUGGGAGGAGAUUUUGGCGGGCGAGUGGAUGAUCGAGUUUUUUGCUCCUUGGUGUCCAGCCUGCCAGCAGCUGCAGCCAGUGUGGAAUGAGUUUGCGGAGUGGGGGGAGGACUUGGGGGUCAAUAUCGCUAAAGUGGAUGUCACAGAGCAGCCUGGACUGAGCGGCAGAUUCAUUAUAACAGCACUGCCGACCAUUUACCACUGUAAAGAUGGAGUUUUUCGGCGGUACCAGGGUGCACGCACCAAAGAUGACUUCCUGAGCUUCAUUGAUGAGAAGAAAUGGCAGAGCAUUGAACCAAUUUCCUCAUGGUUUGGUCCCUCCUCUUUCAUGAUGAAUAUGAUGUCUGCUCUCUUUAAGCUCUCCAUGUUUAUAAGGCAAUGCCAUAACUACCUUACAGAGCAAGUGGGGAUUCCAGUGUGGGGCUCUUAUGUCAUUUUUGCAUUGGCAACACUUUUCUCUGGCCUUGCUCUAGGACUGGUGCUGGUGUUCAUUGCUGAUUUUGUUUUCCCAUCUCGCCGCUUUUCUUCUCCAGCUUACUAUCAGAAGAAACAUGCCGUGGAGCAGGCACGUCUUUUGCAGCAGUUGGAGGAAGAGCAAGAGGCAGAUGGAGAAGAAGAGGAGGAGGAUGAAGAUGAAUAUGGUGGGAGAGAGGAGGAAUGGCGGAGAGGAGCUGCAGCAGAGGAUGCUGUGAGGAGAAGAGCAGUGGGAGGAGAGGAGGAGGACACCUAGAGGCCUGGAGAACAACUGUGGACUACAACAGCACACAGACCAAACUGCUACAAAACGCACGCCCGAGCCACCAUGGCAUCACUCACGGGCCUCCUGAUGACAUCACUGGUGAUGUCAUUGCUGUCUCACCAUGUGCUUAUCCUAAACCACUCCCCUCCAUUCCUCAGCUCCACCUUCCUUUCCUAUGGAGAAAGAGAGAAAGACAGAAGGGAGGGAGGGCUGAAGGGAGGGAGAGAGAGAGAGAGAGAGAGAGAGACAGGCAGGGGCCAGGACAUGGAGAGUGUUGAGAUUUAUGAUUGUGAAAUGAAACUUUUAGCUUGUACUGCCCAUCUAACCUUGCAGCAAACUAACUGCUAUCUGCUAAUGAAUAAAUGUUGAGUGUGACAUGAGUUUAGAGGACCACUGGGUGAGCGAACACAGUAAAGCUUUACAUGUGUUGUUUGGAUUCAAGGCUGUUUUUGUGCUUUUUGUAUUAUUUUAUUAACUAAGUUACUUUUGAGUCUGGUACAUUUUUGAAUCAGUUCUGCUCACCUGAAAUUGGUAGUUGCUGUAUCAGUUAUUCUUAAAGGAUAACAUUUUCCAGACAUUUUUGUCAGUGUGAUUUUGCUGGGUUUUAUGUAUAUAUGUAUGCAUUUUAUGUGUGAGUGCCUGAUGGCUUUGUUGAGACCCACUGGUCCAUUAGACCCUUGGUUCUUAACUCCAGUGGUAGGGACCCACUGCCCUGCACCACUUCAUCUAUUCUGUGUCCAAGCACACCUAUUUCAGUUCAUAAAGGGCUUCAUAAUUAUCUUAAGGGGUUGGAUUAGGCGCGCUGGAGCAUGGAAUACUUGAUGCUGCAGGGCAGUAGACUACAGCUGUGUGAGGUAUAAAUCUCAGCAUUCUGAUCAGAACAUUGUGCGCAGGGUGCUCAGCUCAGGCAUUAGCCUGUUGUUCUACAGGAAGGCUCUCAUUGUGUGAUUUUUCCAAAUAAAGCGAAGUUUGAUGCUUA